Colletotrichum fioriniae is the source of this 1014-nucleotide messenger RNA. It is a transcript of the gene RPN11, whose product is annotated as multicatalytic endopeptidase. Gene Ontology annotation, biological process: proteasome-mediated ubiquitin-dependent protein catabolic process; protein deubiquitination. Gene Ontology annotation, molecular function: proteasome binding; metallopeptidase activity; protein binding. The record is from RefSeq and is a predicted model, not a curated record. NCBI's taxonomy places the organism in Eukaryota, Fungi, Ascomycota, Sordariomycetes, Glomerellales, Glomerellaceae. Gene Ontology annotation, cellular component: proteasome regulatory particle, lid subcomplex.
AUGGAGCGCUUUAGGAACAUGCUCCAGUCCCAGGGCCUCGGUGGCCUGGGCAGCCAACCCGGAACGGACAACACACAGCUUAUCGACAACUCCGAGACCGUCUACAUCUCCUCCCUUGCCCUCCUCAAGAUGCUGCGACACGGCCGUGCUGGUGUUCCCAUGGAAGUCAUGGGUCUGAUGCUGGGAGAGUUCGUCGACGACUUCACGGUACGCGUGGUAGAUGUUUUCGCCAUGCCCCAAAGUGGUACCGGCGUUAGUGUAGAGGCCGUCGACCCUGUUUUCCAGAUGAAGAUGAUGGACAUGUUGAGACAAACCGGAAGACCCGAGGCCGUCGUUGGAUGGUACCACUCCCAUCCCGGUUUUGGAUGCUGGCUUUCAUCUGUCGAUAUCAACACCCAGCAGUCCUUCGAGCAGCUUACCCCGCGCGCUGUCGCCGUCGUCGUCGACCCCAUUCAGUCCGUCAAGGGCAAGGUUGUCAUUGACGCCUUCCGCCUGAUCAACCCUCAGUCCCUUAUGCUUGGUCAAGAGCCCCGGCAAAGCACGAGUAACUUGGGCCAUCUCAACAAACCAUCAAUCCAGGCCCUCAUCCACGGUCUGAACAGACACUACUACUCCAUCGGCAUCAACUAUCGAAAGACGGCGCUCGAGGAGAACAUGCUCAUGAACCUGCACAAGCACGUUUGGACCGAGGCGUUGGAGAUGAACGACUUCAGGCACGAGGGCGACUGCAAUAAGGAGCGCUUGGAGCGCCUUGUCAGCCUUGCGGAAGGCUACGAGAAGCGCGUCAAGGAAGAAACCGAAUUGACAAAGGAUCAGCUCAAGACCCGCUAUGUUGGCAAGCUCGACCCCAAGAAGCAUUUGGAGGACGUUGGUCAGCAGUUGAUUGAAGACAACAUCGUGUCCGUCUCGAGACAGAUGAUCGACAAGGAAGCGACGAUGCCCAAGAAGGACGGACCGGCGGGCGGCAAGGAUCAAUCAAACGGUGACUCGAUGGACGUGGAAGAGGAGUUGUGA